Messenger RNA from Eubalaena glacialis (North Atlantic right whale), 3002 nucleotides. It is a transcript of the gene UBE2Q2, whose product is annotated as ubiquitin conjugating enzyme E2 Q2. The transcript has 13 exons. Gene Ontology annotation, molecular function: protein binding. The record is from RefSeq and is a predicted model, not a curated record. Bases 282 to 1415 code for a protein of 377 amino acids. NCBI's taxonomy places the organism in Eukaryota, Metazoa, Chordata, Mammalia, Artiodactyla, Balaenidae.
GUUUCCCAAGGCGGUAGCGGGGGUGGUGUCGCUGUUGCCCUUUUAAGCCGCGGGGCAGCCGCCUCCUGCCGGUGGAGUCAGUUACAAAGGGAGCAGCCGCCCAAGCCGCCACACAGCCCCUCGCCAUUUUCCAGCCCCGAUCCGACGCGGGCCGCGGCGGCGGGGAGAGGCGGAGCCGCGAGAGCGCGGCCCGGGCCGGCCCCGCGGGGCGGUCGCGGCCGUGACGGCGGCUCCGGGCCCGGCUCCCCUUCCGCACCCCUCCCGCCGGAGAUGAGGGGAAGAUGUCCGUGUCAGGGCUCAAGGCCGAGCUGAAGUUCCUGGCGUCCAUCUUCGACAAGAACCACGAGAGAUUCCGCAUCGUCAGCUGGAAGCUGGACGAGCUGCAUUGCCAGUUCCUGGUGCCGCCACCGGCGCCGCCGGGCAGCCCUCACUCCCCGCCGCCGCCGCUCACACUCCACUGCAACAUCACGGAAUCUUAUCCAUCUUCUUCACCAAUAUGGUUUGUGGACUCAGAUGACCCAAAUCUGACGUCAGUUCUGGAACGUCUAGAAGACACUAAGAACAACAAUUCGCUUCGUCAGCAGUUGAAGUGGUUGAUAUGUGAACUCUGCAGAUUAUAUAACCUUCCUAAGCACCUGGAUGUUGAGAUGCUAGAUCAACCACUACCCACGGGUCAGAAUGGGAUAGCAGAAGAAGUGACUUCAGAAGAGGAGGAAGAGGAAGAGAUGGCUGAAGAUAUAGAAGACUUAGAUCAUUAUGAGAUGAAGGAAGAAGAGCCUAUUAGUGGGAAAAAGUCAGAGGAUGAAGGAAUUGAAAAAGAAAAUUUGGCAAUAUUAGAGAAAAUUAGGAAGACUCAAAGGCAAGACCAUCUAAAUGGUGCAGUGUCUGGGUCUGUACAAGCUUCAGAUAGACUUAUGAAAGAGCUCAGGGACAUAUACAGAUCACAGAGUUAUAAAACAGGGAUUUAUUCAGUGGAACUCAUAAAUGACAGUUUAUAUGACUGGCAUGUUAAACUGCAGAAGGUUGAUCCUGAUAGUCCUUUGCACAGUGAUCUUCAGAUCUUAAAAGAAAAAGAAGGCAUAGAAUAUAUUUUGCUUAACUUCUCUUUUAAGGAUAAUUUUCCAUUUGAUCCUCCAUUUGUUCGAGUGGUGUUACCUGUUCUCUCAGGAGGGUACGUGUUGGGUGGUGGAGCAUUAUGCAUGGAACUACUCACAAAACAGGGCUGGAGCAGUGCCUAUUCAAUAGAAUCGGUCAUCAUGCAAAUCAAUGCCACCUUAGUCAAAGGCAAAGCCAGAGUGCAGUUUGGCGCAAAUAAGAAUCAAUAUAAUCUAGCAAGAGCCCAACAGUCCUAUAAUUCCAUUGUACAGAUACAUGAGAAAAAUGGCUGGUACACCCCUCCAAAGGAAGAUGGCUAAAUGUGUUGACUUUUAUAUGUUUGGACCGAUGUUGCUUUAAAGAAAAUCUUUCCAACAUGCAGACACAAGCUUUGAGUGCCCCUAUAACAGCAGUACCGAAGAUGUUAGCUAAUAGAUAUUUUAGUGGAUAAUCUGUCAACUGAUCCAGUAUAAGUUACAGCCUUUCCAUUUUUCUCAUUUUAGGUAUCUUGGACUGAGCAGUGGGGCCUUUACUAUAUUUUUCCUGAUAAAUACACAUACUGGCCACUCCUUAUCAUCUCUUUCUUUGAAAGGUGAAAUGUGUUAAGCAGACAAGUCAGCAUCAGGUUACUGAAGCUGCAACUUGAGGGCAGCUUUCCCAUUUUGAGCUCAUGUGUUAUGAGGAUUUGCAAUAUAUUGUUCCAUUUAAAGCCAAUAAAAGUUUAAUUGAUGUUUAAUGUUGGUUUAGAAAAUUUUAAGGUGUUCUAAAUCACAGUAGCUUUUUCAGGUUAAAACCAUUUUAUGAUAUUGCCAAAAUAAUGACAGGAAACAUACUUAUUAAACUGUUAAAGUUUUUUUUUAUGGCUAUGAAGAUCUGAGUUGUUUUCCCAAGAUUUGCUCUUUAGUAAGUUGUACUUUUCAGGCAAAGCAAAACAGGGCUGUGCCAAUUCAGGCUUGUAAGUAGUCAUUUCCACUGGGGCAUCAGAGUCUUGCUGGGCUGAAUCUGCUUCUUGUUGGUUCAAUAUUUACUAUGAAGAAGAGCUUGAAAUAUAGAGCUUGAAGUUAUUUUAAAUACUAAGUCAUUUUACGUUUCCAUUUUAUUAACGGGAUGUUGCAAUCAGUUGUAAACUAAUAAACUUAUAAAGUGAUUGGCACAAAGACUCUUUGAACAAAAACUGCACAGUUAAGUACAAAAAGUAAUUUGGAGACCUAAAGUUUUUGCUAUAGUCAUAACAAUGGCUUUUACAUUGAAAGACUAAUAGGAACUCUACAUAUAUUAAUUCUUUUAUAAAACCUGACUUAAAUCAGUGUACUCUCCAUUUUAUUGCCUUACCAGAAUCAGUCCUGUUGGGUUGGUAGUAGAUUUUUUUAUAUACCCAAAUUUGAUUUAAAAGUAAACUCUAGUUAUUAAGCACUUUUAAAAAGAAAUCCAGAAGCACAUUUUUUCUGCACAAACCAAUUACAAAGUUCAAAAGUGUUUCUUACGGUUUGAGACUCAGUUUUUAACUUUGUAAACCACAUCUGAGAGACUUGGCACUUCUGCAUUAUUGUGUUUAAUUUCCUUUUUUUUUUUUCUAUUUUGGUUAAGAAGACAGUAGAAAAAGAUUUUCUGGCAUUCUUGUUCACUUGGUUACAUUUGUAUAAAGUUCUGAUUGCCAGUUGCUCAGAUAAGUGACAAGGCAGAAUUCUUUAAAGCAUUAAAGUUCCUUAAACCUAAGGCUAAAUCUUGAAUACAUUAUUGAAUUCUUUAAUAUCCUGAUGGCUAGCAGAUUGACAGCUGCACAUUCGGCAUGCUUUGUUUUUUUUUUUUUUUUGGUUUUUGGUUUUUUUGGGACUUUAUUUUUCAUUGCAGAUUUAUUUGGCAAUGUACAGUAAAUUUUGUAAACUUGCAUCAAGUUUAUGAAUAAA